AUGGAGGAACUCUACCACACUCACAAACAGCCCAGGAGCCCUCAGGAAACCGCAUCGUGGUUGUCUCGAUUGUUCUUCGUAUGGCUCCUCCCGCUCUUCCGGGCCGGUCUUUCGCGAUCAUUGGUAGUCGAGGAUCUGUAUGCGUGUCCACAGUGGGAAGAAUCGCAGCCUGCGGCAGAUCGUCUCCAAGAAGAAUGGGAGAAAGAACUGUCGACCAGGAAACCUAAUUUGUUCCGGGCGCUCUGGCGGAUGUACGGGAAACUGUACCUGGGUGUGGCAGUUUUCGUUGUGAUUGAAGAAUGCAUUAAAAACGUGCUGCAGCCAGUGGCGCUCGGCUGGCUAGUCGCGUACCUGACCAAUCCGGACGCAUCACCUCUGACUUACAGCGAGUUUGUACUUUGCGCGGCGUUGGUUUCGUUCCUGGGAGGGGCCCACAUCUUCACGCAUCAUCCGUACUUUUUCAAUAUGCAGAGAAUCGGCAUGCGGGUACGAGUAGCUUGCUGUUCGCUGAUGUAUCGGAAGUGUUUGAAGCUGUCACAGGCCGCCCUCAACAAGACAGCUUCCGGCCAGAUGGUGAACCUCAUGUCCAACGACGUGAGGUAUUUCGACAGCUCGGUACUCUUCAUUCCCUACUUGAUUGUCGCCCCUCUGCAGACACUUAUCAUCACGGUUAUUCUGUACAAAGAGCUCGGUUGGCCGAGUCUCUGCGGAGUUGGAUACGUUCUCGUUUGGGUCCCGUUCCAGUACGGCAUGGGGAGGAAAUUCGCGAAAAUUCGCCUGCAGACAGCCGAGCUCACCGAUCGACGCGUACGGCUGACAAACGAGUUGGUGGCCGCGAUGCGCGUCGUUAAAAUGUACGCUUGGGAGAAGCCUUUCGGCAAAUUGGUGUCGGACGUCCGCAAGUUGGAAAUCGGCCGAGUGCGAAUAGCUUCGACACUGAAGGGAAUUAACAUGGCACUGUUCUUCGUCUCCUCGAAAUUCGUUCUAUUUUUGAGCUUCACGUGCUUCACGGUGAUAGCCGGCGGAAACCUCACCUCGGAACGAGUUUUCGUCUGCCUGGCGCUCUUCAACUCUCUCCGGCUCGCGAUGGGCCUCUAUUUCCCUUUCGGCAUGAGUCAGGGAAUGGAGACCCUGGUCUCGAUCGGGAGAAUCCAGCGCUUCCUUCUGCUGGACGAAAAGCGGCUGAGCAAUAGCUCCAUCUCGAGACAGAACGACGAACUCAUGCUGCGGAUGAGCGACGUCAAGGCGACGUGGACCGAGCUCGGCCCCCCGGUUCUCAACAACAUCAACUUUCGUAUCCGACGCGGCGAACUCAUCAUCGUCGUGGGACCCGUGGGCUGCGGGAAAACGUCGCUGUUGAUGUCGAUUCUCGGCGAGCUACCUCUGCAAACGGGCUGCGUCAAACUGGGCGGAACGGUUGCGUACGCGUCCCAAGUGCCGUGGCUGUUCCAGGCCACCCUCAAGCGAAACGUGUGUUUCAACUCGAAGAUGAACGAAAAACGAUUACGGAAAGUCGUGGAAGUUUGCGCUCUCGAGAGGGAUAUCAGCCUCCUACCUCUGGGCGAGAACACUCUCGUCGAGGAUAAGGGCGUGUCGCUGAGUGGCGGCCAGAAAGCCCGCGUAAGUCUUGCGAGGGCCGUAUACCACGACGCCGAUCUAUAUAUACUCGACGACCCGUUGAGCGCCGUGGAUCCGGCCGUAUCGCAGCACAUAUUCGAUAAAUGUAUCCGGGGCUAUCUCCGCCACAAGGCCGUCAUCGUCUGUACGCAUCAGCUGCAAUAUCUCAAGUUUGCCGAUCGAGUGCUCGUGCUGGAGCCAGGGGGGAAGCCUGCGGCUUACGGACGCUACCACGACAUCGUGAACUCGGGUGUUGAUGUCGGAGCCCUGGUGGACACUUUUGGUCGGGCGCCGGGCCCGACAACAGCUGGUGACGUAUUCUCGAUGUCACUGAAACGACGCUCUUCAUCAGCUGCCAGCGCCAUACCCAUAAGUGAGCUGCAUCAGGACCCACCUGAAAUUACUCUCGCCAUCAGAGACCAGCAGACAGAAGAGGGCCGCGGAACGGGCACUGUUUCCGGCAAAGUUUACUGGCAAUUCGCCAAACUAGGGGCCGGAUGGCUUCUCCUCAGUCUUCUGGUGAUCAGCUCUGUGGCAUCGCAAGCCUUAUUUAACGGAUCGGACUUUUGGCUGACGUACUGGGCGAACCAGGUCGAACAAAAGCUCUCGCUCGACGGGGAAGGCCUCGAACCGCGAGCUCUGAGUCGCAUGGCCUGGAUAUACGCGCUCCUGGUUUUUCUGCUUCUUGUAGCGUCGUUGCUCAGAGCGCUGACGUUCUUCUUGAUGUGCAUGAAAACCUCGAUCCGACUGCACGACGGCAUGUUCGCGAGCAUUACUCGAGCACCCAUCGCGUUUUUCGAUCAAAAUCCGAUAGGGCGAAUCCAGAACCGAUUCACUAAGGACAUAGGAGUGAUUGACGACAUCCUGCCGCCCACCGGCCUCGACAUCUCUUUCAUAAUGCUCAACCUCGUCGGAGUGUUGCUUUCUGUGGCGGUCGUUUGUCCGUACGUGAUCGCUCCUACCAUCGUGCUCAUUGCAUUCUUUGGCGUACUCUGGCAAGUUUACAUGCGGACAGCCCGCGACGUGAAACGUUUGGAAGGCGUUACGCGUUCGCCGGUUUUCUCCCACGUGUCUUCGAGUCUCAAUGGGCUUGCCACGAUUCGGGCAUACGGAGUGGAAGCGAUAUUCGAAAAACUGUUUGAUCUUCAUCAGGAUAGACACACGUCGGCGUGGAACCUAUUUCUGUGUACGGCCCGAUGGUUUGGCAUAUCGCUCGAUUUCCUCGCUUUCGCCUACAUCGCCAUCGUGACCAUAGGCUUAUCGUUCAUGGGAGUAAAUGGGGUUGCCGGGCUCACCGGUGGUGAGGUCGGCCUCGCCAUCGCUAAUGCUCUCAUGCUCACGGGCAUGUUCCAAUGGGGAGUACGGCAAGCUGCCGAAAUCGAAUCUCAGAUGACCUCUGUCGAACGCGUAAUGGAAUACAGUAGACUCGAGCCGGAGGCUGCUCUCGAGAGCGAGCCCCAGAAGCGACCGCCGCGCGACUGGCCGACGAAAGGAGCUGUGAGCUUCCGCGACGUCAGCUUGCGAUACAAGCCCGGACAGCAGGCCGUGUUACACCAGAUUUCAUGGGACUUACUCCCAAAGGAGAAGGUGGGCGUUGUUGGUCGGACGGGAGCCGGGAAGUCAUCGAUCAUAGCGGCACUUUUCCGUCUUCACGAGCCCGAGGGCGAAAUUUUAAUCGAUGGCGUGUCCAUCAAAGAGAUUGGUCUCCAUGAUUUGCGUUCAGCCGUGGCAAUCAUACCCCAGGAACCAGCCCUGUUCGAAGGAACCGUUCGGCGGAAUCUCGAUCCGUUCGGCAAGAAAUCAGAUGAGGAACUCUGGAAGGCACUCGACGAGGCCAAACUCAGGGACACAAUUAACGGUUUGCCGGGCGGACUCAGCACAAUCAUCACGGAAGAAGGUAAUAACUUGUCCGUGGGUCAGAGACAAUUGAUGUGCCUAGCUCGAGCGAUAGUUCGGCGGAACAAAGUGCUUGUUCUCGAUGAGGCCACCGCCAACGUCGACCCCCACACCGAUUCCCUCAUACAGGAAACUAUAAGACGGAGUUUCGCGGAUUGCACCGUUCUGACAGUGGCGCACAGGCUCAACACCGUUAUGGAUUCAGAUCGUAUCAUGGUGCUGGACGCCGGACGAGUCAUUGAAUUCGAUAGCCCGCACGCACUAUUGAGCGAGCCGAACUCGCGUCUCACGCAAAUGGUCGAGCACACCGGCCCUACAUCCGCUGAGCACCUUCGAGAAAUCGCUCGGAAAGCUCACUAUCGAACGUGUGACACGAUCCCGUUAUAA
Galendromus occidentalis (western predatory mite) is the source of this 3900-nucleotide messenger RNA. RefSeq names its product multidrug resistance-associated protein 4-like. Gene Ontology annotation, biological process: transmembrane transport. Gene Ontology annotation, molecular function: ABC-type transporter activity; ATP binding; ATP hydrolysis activity. Gene Ontology annotation, cellular component: membrane. Lineage: Eukaryota; Metazoa; Arthropoda; Arachnida; Mesostigmata; Phytoseiidae. The record is from RefSeq and is a predicted model, not a curated record.